This is a messenger RNA of Hylaeus anthracinus, 6759 nucleotides long. RefSeq names its product zinc finger protein chinmo (gene chinmo). Lineage: Eukaryota; Metazoa; Arthropoda; Insecta; Hymenoptera; Colletidae. Gene Ontology annotation, molecular function: protein binding. The transcript has 6 exons. Gene Ontology annotation, cellular component: nucleus. The record is from RefSeq and is a predicted model, not a curated record. The coding region runs from base 3409 to 4752 and encodes 447 amino acids. Gene Ontology annotation, biological process: regulation of transcription by RNA polymerase II.
AUAUCUUUUAUUUUCGUACGUUUUUAGGAAACUAAAAUUCUAUGUUCAAUACCGGAAGGGACCUAAAACAUAAAAUUCGAAGCAACUAAAUAUAAUAGGUACAUUUAAAUCACGCCAGUUAUAUUUCAUUCCAACUGAAUUAUAUGUUAUUAUAAUUUCAAGCUCGCUACUUAAUUUUUCAACAAUGUUUCCCCGCAUAAAUUUAAUAUUUUUUAUAUUCAAGUGCCCUGAUCCCUGAUCACAAGAGCCGUGAAUUAAAGUUUUCUGUCCGUGGAAUUUCGAAAACCACGUUUCCGAUCGUUUCACGCUUAGCUGUCAUUACGAUAUAAUGUAUCCAAUAUUAUUAUCGUAAGAUUCAAGCGUGCUAUUAAUACGAGCGAUUAAAAACUUUAUAGAAUUGGUCGCGCGAUAAUGUAAUUUCGACGAUAGCAGGGAAAAUGGCAGUAUACAUAAACAAUGAGAAAUAACCGCGCAUUAUCUGUUUAAUGGUUCAUUCAGCCAAAAAUCUUACUCGCAAAUCGUCCAAUGACUGGAUGACGGCACGAUCGUAUACGACAAACACGCUCGCGAGAAUCUUUCCAGUUACAUAAUCGCUCUCGUAAUAUUUUUUGCAACGUCCACGUACCGAGAACGAAGUGGACAGCAUUCUUAUCUGGAUGAAAAUUUCUAGAUCAGAAUGAUUAACAAUCUGCUUAUAUCUAUUUCUCUUCAAAUCAAGAUUAAUGUUAGGAUGAAAUAUUUCACAACGUAGUCAGAAUCAAAAAUAUUAAUUAAAACUAAUUAAUUUAAAUUGAACGAAAUUUUGAUUUUAAAAUAGAAUAUGUUAUAGCGAAGAAAAACAAAGAGUUUACUGUUGAAUCGAAUAAACGUUGCGAAUUGAUUUAAAUGAAUUCAACAAAAAUUUAAUGAAAUUAUUUAAAAAAAUGAAUACUGCGACAAAUGUCAUGUAAUUUCCAGUGAUCUCGAAACAAAAUUUAAGCUUCGUAGAAAUUUCCACGAGCACUAGUCAGACAAUCAGCGUGUUAAAAACGUAAUACAUGGAGUCUUAUUUUUAAUUUCCUUCGUCUUUUUCAACGGACGACCAAGAAAGGAUUAAUUCGUGACAUUGAAAACAGAAACUUUGCCGAGAUGUUUGAGACGCAAUAACUCAAGGACGUCAACGUAUUAUUCUCACUGCGCCAUGCCACACAAAGGAUGCGGGAAUGCCACGCGCGUUUUUCGGGUCCUGGUUGCGAGCCGUUGGCAUAAGCGAUGGCAUAAACCAGGAACACUGUACGCGAAACGCCCACACACGCACACGCGAAUGGGUCGUUGGCCCCUGCCGCACAUCCAGGAUGUAUAUUUGGCUGGGAUACCUGUAACGAUACCAGCGAUCCUAUAUUUGGCUAGUUGCAAACAAAUCUUUGUACUUUUGCACAAAUCCUCACCCCCUCUACAUAAAUUACUUCUUAGAGACGAUUUUUCCAUUGCCAUUGUCGUGAUUAUCUGCUUCCUGGUAGAGAACACACAUCUUGGAAGACGUCGUGAUGAUUAAUAAUGAAAAUAGCAAUCUAAAAAAAAGAUUACAGUUAAUAUAGUAAUUUUGUUUAUUAACAAAACUGAACAAAAAUACAUAAAUAUAUAAAAUAAAAUAAACGUGAAAUGUCCAUUAAAUAUCCGCCACGAGUAUGUCGACAGGCCUAUUUUGCUACUAAAAAAACAGAAUCUUGAAACCCCCUUUUGAAAAACCCUGUAUUCCUGUCACCAAAAAAAAAAAAAAAAAAAAUACAAUCGCUGCAAUCACGAAGGGAUUAACGACGGGGCUAUUUUUUUCUCCAAUUUAUUUCCAUAGACAACAAUGAAAACGAAACCAUUGUUUACGUCCACGUGGAGUUCGGUGGGUUGCACCUGAAAGUGUUCCGAGUUCGCUUUUUUCUACGCAUCCUCCGAAUAUCAAGGAGCCUCGAAGAACUCGAUACGCUUUAGUUAGGUGAGCCAUUCCGAAAGGCAGGUGGUUUCGCCCACCUGGUCGUGACGCUCCCUCGCAUGUCUCUCCUUUUUUUUUUCUUGCUGCUUGAUUUCCUUAUUCGGAGGAUAUCGUGUUAUUGCGUCUCCUCGCAUCUUCCUCAAUUCAUGCAUAGUCGACCAGUGACAAGGUUUUCCUGGAGUUCGUCAUGUGUUCCCAUCGAAGCUAGUAAUACGAUAGACGGUACGUAAUAAAUAAUACGUGCUUCCCUGUUGGCUAGUUGCGCCGCAGUCGUUUAAUUAUUUAUACCCUUAUGUGCACUAUAGCAUAUGCCGCUAAAUGCAGACUGCCACCGAAUGAAUGAUGUACUUGUGGGAGGAUAUUAUGACAGAAAAAGUGAAUUUUAUUACUAGACCGCGGAUGUUUAUGCUUUUAUGUUGAACGAAAAUGUGGGUAGAUCUAUGAGAAUGUCCUCAAAUGCAAGAAUAUACGAAAUAUCAACAAUAAUAUACAUGAUAUACCGUUUAAAAGAUAAGACAUAUUUUCGUUCAAGUUUCAAAGUUUUUCCUAUAUCUGCGAAGACACGAAUUUGCAUAAACAUUCGCAGUCUUUCAUUUAUGAUCUACGAUAAAAUUAAAAUAUGUGGUUCUCUUUGCUAGCUCUUGUAUGGAUUGAAUUUUGUUGAACGUUUUUAUUGCGCUAAUAUUUGAAACUGAACAAGGAUAGACGAAGACACUAACAAAGAAGAAAGAGGAUGAAAAAUUAAAUAAGAAAAAGGAAUUUAAAUUUGUAAUUUGUUGAAGGUGAAGAACGGCGCUAAUAAAUUUAAACUAUAAGAGGACUAACGAAGAGAAACUGAAGAAGAAGAAAGGAGAAAAGAAAACGAAGAAAGAGGAAGAAAAGUUAAGAAAUGAAAUGGAGUUUAAACUUGUUGAAGGUGAAGAAUGGUGGUUACAAAUUUAAUUUACAAAAGGACUAAUAAGAAGAAAAUAGAAAAGAAAACGAGGAAAAAAGACAAGAAAUUAAGAAAGAAAAAGGAGUUUUUGUUUAAGAUGAAGUGCGGCGCCAAUCACGAUUCCUCUCGUCCAAACCGAUGAUCCGUGGAACAAGACGACAAAAAUAUUUUCCUCACGGAUUUGUUUUACAACCCAUACGGUGCCAUAUACGUUAGACGCUCACUAUAUCGUAUUACACGCACGUUACACUUGCGUACGUGAAUUGUAAAUUACGGAAGAUCGUGUCCGAAGAUGACCUAGAUACCCAACGGGCUGCAAGAAAGGGCAUCGACGUCAAGCUGGCAUGCUCGGGUUCUUUAUGCUCUCUCGGAAAGGGAAAUAGAGAACGACUGGAAAAAAAAGGGUUCGACGGUCACCACUUCCUUUGCACGCCAAAAUUCCCGCGGUCCCCGGGGACGUUGAAAGCCGUGAGAAAAAGGAGGACAGAAUGGAAGUGUCCCGUGGAAAAUGCUCGGGGUAACGUUCAAGGCGCAUAGGUUGAUCCUCGCAGCAUGCAGCAAGCACUUUCAAGAGCUAUUCGAAGGAAUGCCUCCUUCUCCGGCGGGACUGAUCGUUAUUCUCGACGGGACGAGUGCCCACAAUAUGGCCUCCCUUCUUGAAUUCAUGUACCGUGGCGAGGUACACGUGUCCCAGGAAUCUCUCAGCUCUUUCCUCAAAGCGGCCGAAUGCCUCCAAGUAAAAGGUCUGUCCAUCGAGCACGAAAAACUGGCGGUGGCGCAGAGGCACGCCGCGGAGAGCAACAAUAACUCGUCCACGGAAACCGCGGGUAGCGGAAGCGGUGGAGGUGCCGUGACUGCGAGCGAAAAUGGCGGCGGCGUCGGCGGUAACGUGGGUGGUAGCGUCGGCGGCGGUAUCGGCGGCGGCGUCGGCGAGGUGAGCGACUUGAGCGAAGCGGGUGAAGCAACCAUGGUGAGAAACACCAUGAAGAGGACCCCCACACCGGCACCGUCGCCCGCCCCUGCCUACACCGUGCCCAGCGUCUACUCUACCUCUCACUAUUACGAAAGUCCUCCGAAAAGGCUGAUGAGAUCGCCCAGUGACGUUGAUUCUUUGGGAAGGGCGAGUGUGUUACGCGACGGCACUGCCUUCCGGCCCGCAUCCGCGCCACAUCCGCUUCUUCUGGAGAACCACUUCUAUCAACCGUUCACCCACCCCUCAGAGACGCCCGCACAUCCCCACACCGCGCCGCACACACCAACGGAAUUGGAACAGGAAUUGGAACGAUCGAGGUCCGAGGAACGUAGCAAUUGCGAUCUCAAGGAAAGCGUAGCUGAAGAUCUUCGGAUAAAGCAAGAACCGGUGACGCUGACCGAUCGCGAGAGGGCAGAAAAAUUGGCGGAAAGAUUGUCAGGCGAAGUUUACUCUAGUGGAAGGGGGUUCGAUGGGAGUCAUUAUGGCUCAAAUUCGGACCACAUGCAGCACGGCGCGCAAAUGGGUUCCGCGAUGGUGCCGUUGCCGCCGGCUCAUCCACCGACUCCUGAUCUCAGUCCUGCACCCACCACCCCCGCUAUGUGGAACACGAAGAUCAACAAGGCUGGCACUGUCACCACUCCUGACGGCAAGAAGCUGAAGUGUCCGUUCUGCGAGAGACUGUACGGCUACGAGACGAAUCUGCGCGCCCAUAUACGACAACGUCACCAGGGCAUCAGGGUGCCCUGUCCGUUCUGCUCGCGGACGUUCACGCGGAACAACACCGUCAGACGGCACAUAGCGCGGGAGCACAAAGCCGAGCUCAAUCUGAAGGCCUUCCAGCAGUCGAACCACUCGGUGUCGGACACGGUGCCGCAGUAAAACGACGCGUCCACGUCGUAGCCGUGGCCGUGGCCGUCGUGGCGGCGAUAUCAGCCCCGUGGCUGCGCAAGUUACCAGCGAGUGGCACGGAAACGAACGCGGAGGGACUUGGAGGACGAGAACUGAGCGAUGCAGGAACGACGGGCGAAGAUACCGCAUGGUUCACCUUUGCCCUUCGUCGUUGGUCAACGUCGUCCAUAUGCCAGGUCGCGUCCGAGCGGCUCUCCGGAUACGUCGUCCCCAUCGAGAAGUCGCGAACGCUGCAACUGACAAGCGGCAAGCUCUCUAACCGAGGGACGAGAGCCUCCGACUCGGAUCAGAGGAUCGCAAAGGGCCGAUCCUCGCGACCCCCUGGGUCAACGCGGCGAUCCGUUCGCGAUAGUUGUCAAUUACGCUGCUGGAGCGUCCAGUGGUCGACCUCGUGUCACGAACCGACUGCUGAAACCGUCUCGAGGCGUAUCGCGCCCAAGGAAUUUCGGAGAAUGCGAAGGCGAAUCGUUUGGCUCGUGGUUGAUCAGUCCCCCGAGGCGAUCAGAGACCACUCGGGGACUCCCCGUUGCGACUGGACGAGCCUCGCUUCGGUCCACGCGCAUUUUUUAAGCCAUUUUUGCAGACCUGGAGUUGUAAGCCUCUAUCGCGGAACGUGCUCGAUUUUACUCGCGGGAGAUUGAAUCUCUGUGUAGAGUUCAUCGAGGGAAAGAGGAUUUGUUUAAUUCCUUAUGAAUGCAUUUGAUAUGUCUGCAGAUACAGACACGUGUCUCUGUGGAGUUCACCGAGGAAAAUUUGCUUGCUGUUUCCUCGUGGAUGGAUUUAAUAGGCUUGCAGAUACAGACGCAUCGCUGGAAGAUUAAUUAACGCGAUAAGCAAUGGUCAUGUACGCGUAGCUGAUUCUCGUCACGGGCCAAUGUCACGUGUAUAAGUGAAUACAUGAACUGUAGACCAGUGUUAAAUUAUACGCGAUGUAUUCGCAAUAUUCAGCUAGCCUAUGUAACCCAGAUGUUACAAUUGUUUUCAAAGGAAUGGUACUAAGAUUUUUGUAGCGUAUAACACAGCUAAUGCAGACUGAAAGUCAUCGAGUGGAAACUUCAAGUACAAGUACAUUUGAUCCAUAGUUUAAAUGAAUUUCAGCGGAAGCACUUUAGUAAUAUCUGGGUCGAUGCAUUUUAUCAAUCCAUGAGCCGCUCGUUGCAUUAAUCGAUUAACUCCAUAAUACAAAAAAAUUGAGUAAUGCGAUGAAAUAAAGUACAUUGUUUUUUAAAAUUCAUUGUAGAAUGCAUAAAUACAGAUGUAGCUUUCAUCUAACGGUAUAUAGAAAAUUAAUAAGAAAGAAUAGCCAAGAAAUAACCCUCAGUAAUGUUACAAUUUUUAUGUGACUGGUGGAGUUAAUAUAUUUGUGUAGCGAACGGUUCGUACAGUCCUCAUUAUGUAAGAACCAUGAAUGCGCCAUUCGAAACUGGACAAUAAUCUACAUUAAUAAGCUCGCAGUAUAACUACCGUUACUACUCGAUGCACACGUGGAUCUUAACCCAAAGUUAGGGAUCCAAACAAAAAAAAUCAUUCAAUGGUGCACAUAUCUCUACUCAACAAAAAUAAACAUUAUCAUUCCAUGCAUGGUUCUGGGAUAAAAGGGACUGUGCGUUAGUAUCCGUUAAAUUAAAUACAAUGGCUACGAACAUGGCCCGUGGCGAAGAGCGUUAGCAAAUAUGCGCAACCAAGAAAUCUUUUUCAAAAGAAAGAAAUGGAGCGCACGCGAUAGAGGGUUGAAUUCCGGGUCGGUUCUCCGCGAACCAACCGCGGAAGGAACGGACGUCGCGCGAAACUCGGACGUGGCAAGGAGGCGUUGACCAUGAAAUAGGAAAAUUGUCCCGGUGAUCGGAUCACAGAAGACGGAAGAGAGAAGACGGAAAUGGAACAAGGAAGAACGAGGAAGGAAGUUUAAGGGAAGGAAGACACGGAAACGAAGCACGGGAAAACGUCGACGUCCGAUUGCUCUGAGCGUAGCUUGCA